GUCGGGAUUUUGCCUUUUGGUCACACCGAACUCGUGCGCCUGCUGAUUUCAGAUUUUUUAAAUAAUAAAUUUCGAAUUUAUUAAUUAAAACCGACUCGAAACAAUGGCUUCCAUACUGCGUACGGGGAAACUGUUGCGCUACUUUGCGGGCUUCACACGUAAUGUGCUGGUCAGCUCGGUGCGCGAGAACGAGGCGAGCAAUCUGCUGACAAGUGCACCAUGCAUAUGCGGCCAGUUCCAGAGUGGCUUCGCUACCAAUGCCGCCGCCAAGGCAGAGCUGAAUCUCGACAAGCAGAUUCGCCGCCUGGACCACGAUGUGCGACGCAUCGGGCGCAUAUCGCGACGGGAUCUGGAGGAAAUCCUCGAUGAGAUACGCACACACCGCACGGCCACCAGUUCGCAAUCCCUGAUGGUCAUACGCUGCUGCGGCAAUCUGGUGCCCGAGGAGCUGCCGGAGGUGCGCACAGCCCUGGUGCAGGAGAUCUGGAAGACGCUGAAUGCCCUCAAUGUGCCCAUGGACAUCUCGCACUACAAUGCGCUGCUGCGCGUCUAUCUGGAGAACGAGCAUCCGUUUGCGCCCACCGAUUUCCUUGCCGAGAUCGAGGCCAAGGGCAUCGAGCCGAACCGCGUGACAUAUCAGCGGCUGAUUGCUCGCUAUUGCCAGCAGGGCGACAUCGAGGGUGCCACCAGAAUCCUGGAGUUUAUGCGGGGCAAAAGUUUGCCAGUGAAUGAGAAUGUUUUCAAUUCGCUGAUACUGGGACAUUCGCAGGCCAACGAUUUGGAGUCUGCCAAAGGCAUUCUGGCGGUGAUGAAGCAGGCCGGCCUGGAGCCCAGUGCCGACACUUAUACGACGCUGCUCUGCGCCUUUGCGCGUCAUGGGGAUCUGGCUGCUUUGCAGGAGACCCUCACGGAAUGCGACCAGAAGGAGAUCAUCUUGCAGGACAAGGAUCUGCUGGACACUGUGUACGCCCUGGCGGUGAACGGCAAUGGCGAUAAGGUGGAUGAGCUGCUCGCCAAGUUGCACAUCUCGCCGGGCUUCAAUCAGGAUGCCGUCAAUGUGAUCCUGCGCCUCGUCAACAAGGGUCACGAGGAUGUGGGUCUGCAGAUACUGCGCGUGAUGCCACGUUCGAAUCGCGUGAACGGCGAGCCCGUGGAUGUGGGCGCCUUCUUCAUACGCCAAAUGGUGAAGGCCAAUCGACCCGUGGAGAAGAUUCUGACCAUCUGCAAGACGCUCCAGGCAGAGGGACUCAACCCCAAGGCCCUGUCCAUUGCCACGGAGGCGGGUCUGACCAAUGGCGUGGUGAACAAUGCCCUGCCGCUGCUCAAGGAGAUGAAGAACGCCGGUCUGCCCAUCCGGCAGCACUACUUCUGGCCGCUCAUCUGCUCGGUGGAGUCGAAUCAGGUGCUGGAGAUUGUCCGUCGCAUGCAGCAGGAGUUCGCAGUGCCUCCCAACUCGGAAACGAUCAGGGACUAUGUGAUACCCAGCCUCAAGGAGAAGAACUGGGAGCGUGUCAUCACUGCCCUGCGGGAUGCUGGCGUUUCCAAUUCCACGGCCGUCACCUCAGCUGUCUAUGCCGCUCUGGUCACGCAUCAGAUUGCCGAUGCCGCCAAGAUUAUGGAGCAGAACAGAGCCUACUAUGUACCCGUGCUGUUCAGGCAGCCACUGAUCCUCGCCCUCAGCCACACGAAUGACUUUUCCGCCUUUAUUCGCUGCCUGCGACAGAUCCACGAGGGACUGCAGCAGCGCCCCGCUGGCAAAGAGGAGGAGGCCGAACAGGGAGAGGCAGCAGCAGCAGCAGCAGCUACGGAGAAGAACAUACCCGAUGUGGUGGGUAGCAUUGUGCAGGAGGCAAGCAACUACUUCAAUCGCGAUCGUGUGGCCACGCUGGAGAAGAUCCUCCAAGGGCUGGUCAAGCAGGGCCUGUCCAUCAGCAGCGCAAGGGCCACACAGCUCUCGGACCAACUGGGCGCCGAAAUGACGCCAAAGAUUUCCGAAUUGCUGGGAAAACUUAGCUCCGGCGAGCUGGAGCCAACGGCACUGCCAAGCAGCGGCAAGCGAACAUUGGUCUCCCUCUCCAUCGAUGAACUGGAACGUUUUAUUACAAAUGUGGAGGCCAAGGGCGAGAAUGCAAACAACAUCAAAAGGCAGCUCCUGAGUGCCUGCUUCCGUUCCCAGAACAUUGAAAAGACGCUGCAGGUCAUGGAAAAACUGGAAACGGAAAAGUUUCAGGUGCCACUAGGCAGCCAUGCGCAGCUGGUGGAUCUGUAUACGCAUCACAAGCGCAGCUCGGAGGCGCUCGAUGUCUACACGAAGCUGAGGGCCAAGGAGCCGACAUUCCAGUUGGAUAACCUGAAGACGGUGCACCUGGCGGAUCUGCUGCUGCAGGAGGAGCGUGUGGAGGAGGCGUUCAAGCUGCUGGAAGAGAACAAAAAGGAUGCACCCAUCAGCGACACCGAUGGCAGCUUCAACUACGUGAGCACCGUGUGGCGUGUGCUCAAUGCCAUCGCCGAGGCCGGUCAGCCGGAGAAGCUGCGGCGCCUGUUCGAUGCGCUGGUGGCCGCCAACUACAUUGUGCCCACCAAUGUGCUGCUGGGACCACUGAUCAAGGUGCAUCUGGUGAAGGACGACAUACCCAAGGCGAUUGAAACGUUCGAGGAGAUCUGCCACACGUACAAGGUGACGCCCUGGAAGAAUGAGCUGUCGUGCCGCCUCAUCCAGAAGGAGGACGCCAUCAAUCUGCAGCGCCUGACCGAUCUGAGCACGGGCAUCCAUGGCGAGGUGAACAGCUUGUACGAUUUGGUCUUCUCCUUUGUGGAAUGCGGACGCGUGCGUCAAGCGAGGAAGAUCCUGGAGACACCUGGCCUGCGCACACGCCCCCAAAGGAUCAGCAGUGCCUGCGAUCGCUAUCGCAACGAGGGUCUGCUGCAGCCCCUCGAGGGUCUCGUCGAAGCCACCAAAGACCUGGGACACAUUGAUCGCAACAAGAUCUAUUACACGCUCUUGCUCAGCUACGACAAGGCCGAUGAGGCCGAAAAGGCUCUCGGCUUGUGGACCAAAAUGCAGGAGGAGACGCUGCUGCCCACCGAUGCGUUCCUGCUGAAGCUGGCGGAGAUUCUGAGGCGCAAGAACAUUGAUGUGCCCUUUGUGGUGCCCGAAACGCAGCAGCAAUCGCGAAGGAGCAGGGCGGCCCAAAAGCAAGAGCAAACCCAGACAGAGACGCCCAAGGAGCAGUCCUCCGGCAAGAGGGAGCAGCCAGCAGCCAAGCAGGAGACUACGCCCAGGCCCAUCUCCCACAAAUCUGGCUUCCGCAAGGCACUGCUGGCCAACGAUACGGAUGCAGCCAUCAGCCACAAACAGAGCCUGGCAGCCACCGACAAGAUCAACAUACUGGACACUUCGCGACUGAUUGAGCUGCUGGUGCGCGACGAUCGCCUCACGGAGGCCACCAAAUAUGUGGAGGAAGUGCUCGCCGAUGGCCUGCAUCCGCAGCUGAAGAUCUUCCGGUUCUAUUUGAACAAAAUUGCCGCUGCGGGGGAUCUGGAGACGCUCGCGAAGAUUGGCAAGCAGCUGAACGAAGAGCAGAAGCGUCUGGUGUCGUUUGACAAUCGUUUCUGCCACGCCAACAUUGUGGCCGGCAAGGCGGAGCCGUUCCUCAAGCAGCUGAGCGCAGAGAUUGACACCGCCAAGACGCCCGAGGAGGCGGCCAAGCAGGCGGAGAAGUUCCCGCGUGGCGGCGCCGUUGGCAUACUCGACAAGCAUCCCGAACUGUUGCCGCAAUAUCAAGCGCUGGCGGAGAAAUACGCGGCCCACAAUCAAUUGGGGCCGAUGAAUGUGCUGUGGAUGCAUUUGAUAUCCAGCGGGCAGGAGGCGGCCUCCAAGGAGAUCUGGGACAAGCAUCUGUCGCAGUUGCCGCGUCUGAUGUUCCAGCGUGUGCUGCAGACGGCACGCGAGCAGCAGGACGAGAAGCUGGCCACGUCGGUCAUUUCGCAGCUGAGGGAUAGCAAAAUCUCCGAGGGCGCCAUUGGCAAUGCCUACUCCUGCCUGAUUGACAUCCAAACGACCAAGGGGCAGCACGAAAAGGCCCUCGAUGUGCUGUCGAAUGCCGUGAAGGAUGUCUCACUGGAGAAUAUCAAUCGCACGGCACUGCUGAGGCUCAAGGUGGCCGCGGAGGAGAAGGAUCUGAAGUUCCCCUAUUCGAUACCCGAGAAGAAAGUGUCCAAGGCUGAUUCAUCCUCGUCCUCCUCUUCCUCGUCGGACAGCGACGAUGAUGUGUCGCCGAAGUUACCCGAAACUGUGCCACCAAAACCGGCAAAUUAAAUUCAGAUUUAGAUUUGAUUCGGGGAAUCAGCCUUAAACCUUUGUAAUUAAUUUUAUUUUAAGUAUUUACUAUGGAUAAUAUUGAUGAUUGUAAACUAAAGAAAUAUAUGUUUAGUUUUCGUUGUUGC
Drosophila obscura is the source of this 4446-nucleotide messenger RNA. RefSeq names its product leucine-rich PPR motif-containing protein, mitochondrial (gene bsf). Lineage: Eukaryota; Metazoa; Arthropoda; Insecta; Diptera; Drosophilidae. Gene Ontology annotation, molecular function: protein binding. The record is from RefSeq and is a predicted model, not a curated record.